AUGAAAGGACCAACUUGCGGCACCGAAGCAAGUUCUAACCUGAUUCAUCACAAUCCCUGGUUGACGUAUAUAGAAUAUUGGAGGGGGAACACCAGGAAUGAUAUCAGAUGUGCUGCUUCCCUCAUCAACAGUAGACAUCUCCUCACGGCAGCUCAUUGCAUCAAAACUCCUAAGUUUACCAGGUUAGUAGCACGACUUGGUGAAUACGAUUUGACCAGCCAAGGAGAUUGUGUCAAUGGAGUCUGUGCUGACCCUAUCGUCAGAUUAGAAGUAGAAGACGCCAUUGUUCAUCCAGGAUAUGAUGGGAAAAACCAUGAUCUUGCUGUUUUGAAGCUGGCGGAAGACGCCCCCUAUACAGACUUCAUCCGCCCAAUCUGUCUCCCAUCCGGAGAUCUCCCACCCAACACGGUCUUCGCAGCUACAGGUUGGGGAGAAAUACCCCAAAAAGGAUACUACAGUACCGUCAAGAAAAUCAUACCCUUACCUUUGUGGACACGAGAAAAAUGCGAGGCUACUUACGGAGCUAGGAAAGUCCCGAUUAAUACUAUCUGCGCUGGUGGUGAAGAAGGCAUUGAUACUUGCAGAGGAGAUUCCGGGGGUCCCUUAGUCUGGGUCAAAAAUAACGCCGAGUUGUGGGGAGUGACCAGUGCAGGGAAUAGUCAUUGUGGGACUAAAAACUCGCCAGGUUUAUACACGAAUGUAGCUGAUCAUUUAGAAUGGGUUAAAGAUGUUAUUUCAGGGAAUUAUAAGUAUACUCCUAGAGUAGACUUUGAUGUAUUAUAAGUAAAAAAAGUCUGAAAAAAAGGAAAAAAUAGAUUUAUAAAAAAAAUACAAAAAUGUAAAAAAGCUUUAAAAUAAUAAGAAAAAAGUGAUAAAAAGUGCCAUUAACAUAAAAAAAUAUAUUAUUUUUAAGUUUUUAAGAGUUAAGGAUAAGAAUUGCUUUUCUGACAGUUUUGUGUAUGUCUUAGAAAGAAAGAAAAAACUGUCUGUUCUUAAGUAACCACCGUUGUGACAAG
Molecule: messenger RNA, 1016 nt
Organism: Helicoverpa zea (corn earworm)
Lineage: Eukaryota; Metazoa; Arthropoda; Insecta; Lepidoptera; Noctuidae
Product: serine protease 7-like
Exons: 4
Coding region: 1-783 (260 amino acids)
Biological process (GO): proteolysis
Molecular function (GO): serine-type endopeptidase activity
Source: RefSeq, a predicted model, not a curated record